Messenger RNA from Acanthosepion pharaonis, 603 nucleotides. The record is from the annotation of a GenBank genome assembly. Lineage: Eukaryota; Metazoa; Mollusca; Cephalopoda; Sepiida; Sepiidae.
AUGGCGCCCUUCCUAUUAAAAUUAUCUAUCUAUCUAUCUAUCUAUCUAUCUAUCUAUCUAUCUAGUACAACAAUCAUCCAUUUCUCGCCUUUAGUUUCUCUUCCACUCUCUCCUUUUCUCGUAUCGUUUAAUCUCGUUACAAUUUCUUCUGUUUCAUGCCUUUUAACAAGUUGUAACGUUUAUUUUCCUUUCUCUCUUUUCAGUCUUUUUAUCUUCGAGUUUCUGUCGUUUUUUUUUCUUCUUUUUGCUGCGUUUUCUGUUUCUUUGCUUCACCGUUUCUUUUCUGCUGUCUUCCUUUCUUUUUCUUAUCUCCUUCUCUCUUUCUUUCUUUCACCUUUUUCUGUUUGUUUGUAUUUUGCUUUUUCAUUUCUUUUGGUCGCACUGCCAUUUUUUCUUUCUUUCUUUUUUCUAAUUUAUAAUAAAACCUCUUUGAAAUCGUCUUUCUUUCCUUCGUUCUUUUCUUCUUUCCUUUCUAUCUUUUUUUAUUUCUAUCUUCUAAUUUAUAACGAAAACGUCUUUCCUUUCUUCCUUCCAUUCUUCUUUCUUUCUUUCCCUUUUUCUUCCUUCUCUCCUUCUUUAUUUAAUUCUUUCUCUAAUUUGUAA